UUUUGGACUUUGACAGACACGUGAGCUGCUGACGUCAUUAGGAGUCAGGCAGACAUGAUGGCGGCGGGUUACGUCCAGAAGGUAGUGUUUGAACAUGACGGCGUCUUCAUUCGUCCCAAUGGAGAUGAGGACAGCAUGGAGCAGGACGUCCUGAUCUCAGGGACCCUGCGCAUCGUGGACAAGGAUGGUGACAUCAUGGUGGACUACAGACCUCUGGAGGACACUGUGGACAUCUCCAACAUGCAGUGUGCUGGAAAGGACUCGAGCUCGGUGGUGCAGUGGUCUCAAGGUCCGGCUGACAGGACGCAGCAGUUAGAGACGCAGCACAGCUACGAGACCGAGUGGGAUAUGGUCAACGCGGUGUCCUUCAAAAAGAAGCCCUGCGCCAACGGAGACGGCACUCUGAACCACAGCCACGAGAGGAGCAGGUGGGUGCUGACCGUCAGCAUCAGUGACCUCAGGUCCGUCACUGUGAGGACUCAGGGUUGGAGCGUUCUCACCUUCAAACUGAAGGAUUGCUCCACCAACUUGCCUGCUCUGCACUUCCACCAGGGCGGCAGCAGAGAGUUCCUGGACAGCCUGAGAAGAUUUGCUCUGCUCACUGAGUGUCCAGAUGAUGACCAGUGUCUAAUGGUCAACACUCCAAACAAAGCUCUGUCUCAGUCCUUCGAAAACCUUCUGGACGACAACAACUUCGGCAUCAUUCAUCAGAAGUUGAGGAAAGAUCCUUACGUGACAACACUCGGCGGCUUCUCCAAAGUCACCAACUACAUCUUUGAUGCUUUCCGGGGGACGGAGGAGCAGCACCAGCGCCCCCCGGAGGAAGUGCCUGACCUGCUGGGUGAAGUGAUUCCAGGACUGGAGAUCAACCAGCAGGCGGAGCCGGGCUUUGAGGUCAUCACCAGGAUCGAUCUGGGGGUGCGGCCUCAGGUGAUGAGGGCGGAGCCUCUGUCUAUGGAGGACUGGAUCAAACACCAGGACUUAGAUGGAAGUAUGGUCCGGACCAGUCAGCUGAAACAGAACAUCUUCAGAGGGGGACUCAGUCAUGCAGUGAGGAAAGAGGCCUGGAAGUUUCUGUUGGGUUAUUUUCCUUGGGACAGUUCACUGGAGGACAGGAAGUUUCUGCAGAGACAAAAGACAGACGAGUACUUCAGGAUGAAGCUGCAGUGGAAGUCGGUGAGUGAGGAGCAGGAGAAGAGGAACUCCAGACUCAGAGACUACAGGAGUCUCAUCGAGAAAGACGUGAACAGAACAGACAGAACAAACCGAUUCUAUGAAGGUAUCGACAACCCGGGCCUGGUUCUGCUCCACGACAUCCUGAUGACCUACUGCAUGUAUGACUUCGACCUGGGUUAUGUUCAGGGCAUGAGUGACCUGCUGUCGCCAAUUCUCUACGUGAUGGAGAACGAGGUGGACGCAUUCUGGUGCUUUGUGUCCUUCAUGGACCAGGUGCACCAGAACUUUGAGGAGCAGAUGCAGGGGAUGAAGACUCAGCUGAUUCACCUCAGUUCUCUGCUGCGACUGUUGGACGUGUCCUUCUGGAACUACCUCGAGUCUCAAGACUCAGGGUUCCUGUACUUCUGUUUCCGCUGGCUGUUGAUCAGAUUCAAGAGGGAGCUCAGUUUCCAAGAUGUCCUGCGGCUCUGGGAGGUGAUGUGGACUGCUCUUCCAUGUCAGAACUUCCACCUGCUCAUCUGCUGUUCCAUCCUGGAUUCAGAGAAACGCAAGAUCAUGGAGGAGAACUAUGGCUUCAACGAGAUCCUCAAACACAUCAACGAGCUCUCGAUGAAACUAGACAUUGAGGAGAUUCUUCAGAAAGCAGAGGGAAUCAGUCUCCAGCUGAGGAGCUGUAAGGAUCUGCCCGACUCCAUCACAGACAUUCUGGGCUUCAGUGCAGAAGAAUGUGGUUCUGACCUGAGAGACGCCGGUUCUCCUGCUCCUCCCACUGCUCCUCCCCCAGUAUCACAGCGACAGGACACAUGUUCCAAUGUCCACGGACACUUGAGGGACUCAAGUUCACACAACAAAGUUGCCUUCAUUUCGUAGUGAAGAGACAGACUGAGUCAGGACGGCAAGCGCUGUCUCCUCCCACUUCCUCCGGCAGAGAAGAAUCUUAUUUUUGUAAUUCCUGCAUUGAUUGAUUCUGUCAUUGAUGAUUCUAAAGAAGCCACAGAGGGGCGCCACUGAAUCUGAAGGAUUCUGUGAUCAGCAGUCGAUCAGCUGUUAACAUCUGCCCUGAUCUGAUCACAUGUUCAACUCUGUCGUCCAUGAUUCACACACACACACACACACAGGUAUGGUAACAGUGUUGAUCAAAAUAAAGGGGCAGGGACUUUAGAGGUGAUCACAUGAUCACAGGAGAACACCCAGGUGUGAAGAGUUGAACAUGUGAUCACUGAGGGCAAGGACAAGGUCACUGACCCUCUGAUGUUGACAUGACUGAUGAUGUCGUCAUCUGUGUGACCCUAGUUCUCUGAGUGGACACACCCACACUGGGAGCCGGUGGGCGGGGCUUCAGACCUGCAGGUUGUUGAUUUGCCUCUUCUCAGUAUUAAUCAUGUGUGAGGACACUGCUGCAUUCUGGGAAAUGAGCCUGUCACGCCAAUCAAAGUUUCAGCGAACAGGAAGCUGCACGUGUGGCUCUUUCACAAUAAAAGUGUUUAAAAGCGUUCUCUGACCUUUCAGACAGUGUCACCAUGGAAACCAUGUUCAACAGUGAAGGUUUUUAGAUUUUCAGAUUUAUAAAUCCCGCCCCCAGCGCCACUGUCUGUGUCUUCUGUUUGAAAUAAAGUUGGUGCACUUUUCCUAA
Messenger RNA from Solea senegalensis (Senegalese sole), 2809 nucleotides. RefSeq names its product TBC1 domain family, member 15 (gene tbc1d15). The transcript has 17 exons. The record is from RefSeq and is a predicted model, not a curated record. Gene Ontology annotation, biological process: activation of GTPase activity. Bases 55 to 2046 code for a protein of 663 amino acids. Gene Ontology annotation, molecular function: GTPase activator activity. Lineage: Eukaryota; Metazoa; Chordata; Actinopteri; Pleuronectiformes; Soleidae.